AUGUCGCAUUCUGACGGCUUUGUGGAGAAUCCGGCCGAGCUUCAUGCUCUCCCGGAUGAAACCAUCACUGCCGACGGUCCUACUGCUGAGAUUGACCGGGGACGUGUUUCUCCUCACCAGGACGUGCGUGACAAGGGUUGGAUUGAGCGAACUCCGUUCAACUAUGACGACUUGAGCUCCAAGGAGGGUCACGAAUGGGCUGGUACUGCCGCCCGCUACGAAUGGAAGGAGGAGUAUGAGCAAGCUAUCGGUCCGCGUAACGAGGAGCUUGAGAUAAUGCUUUUUGAGAGUGAACUCCUACCUCGUGCUGGUCUUCGAGUUGCCGAGUAUGUCUUAUCGACUGUAUACAUUAUGUCGAUCAUACUGAUAUAUGGUUCCGACAGAGUCACCAGCGAGACUGCGGUUGUCUGCGACAGCGAAGAUACUAUCACGCCUGUCAAGGAGUGGGAUGAUGCGGGACUGCACCCUGUCAUGAGAGAGAAUGUCCGUCUCUGUCUUUAUGAUAAGCCCACUGCUAUUCAGUCCUUCGCCAUACCUGCUAUUAGCCAGGGAAAAGACUUGAUCGGCAUCGCUCAUACUGGAUCCGGCAAAACCGGUGCUUUCUUGAUUCCUAUUCUGUCUGACUUGAUGGGAAAGGCUAAGAAGCUGGCUGCGCCUCGUCCUAGCCCUCUUGAGGAGUUCGAUGCUCGCAUUCACGGUGUCACUGCUGAGCCUCUGGUUCUCAUUGUCUGCCCCACUCGUGAGCUUGCGACUCAGAUCUUUGAUGAGGCUCGUCGUCUCUGCUACCGCUCCAUGCUUCGUCCCUGUGUCGCCUAUGGAGGUGCCCCCAUUGUUCAUCAGCGACAGGAGCUGAUGAAGGGAUGCGACAUCCUGAUUGGAACCCCCGGUCGCAUUAUCGAUUUCAUGACUCAGCCCCACGUGCUGUCCCUGCGCCGAGUCAGAUACACUGUCAUUGAUGAAGCUGAUGAGCUCCUGCACUCCGACUGGCAUGACGAUUUCAAGAAGAUUAUGUCCGGUGGAGAUAUGAAUGAGGACGAUGACCACCGCUACAUGAUGUUCUCUGCUAGUUUCAACAAGGAAUGUCGCCAGCUCGCUCGCGAAUACCUGAUGAAGGACUACAUUCGGGUUCGCGUUGGCCGCCCUGGUAGCUCCCACCUGAUGGUUGAGCAAACGGUUAUCUACUGCGAGAAUGGUGCGAAGAAGGAAUGCCUUUACGAUCUUAUGAUGAGCAGAUUGCCCUGCCGUACCUUGAUCUUCGUCAACAGCAAGGCCCAGGUCGACUUUGUCGACGACUAUCUCUUCAACCGUGGAAUGCCGUCUACCUCCAUCCACGGAGAUCGCACUCAACGAGAGCGCGAAGACGCCAUUCGCGCCUUCCGGUCUGCUGCGUGCCCCAUCCUUGUCGCGACUGGUCUCUCUGCCAGAGGCCUGGACGUCGCGAACGUCAUGCACGUUAUUAACUUCGAUUUGCCCAAGGCUAUGCAUGGUGGUAUCACCGAGUACAUCCACCGCAUUGGUCGCACUGCUCGUAUCGGAAACGAGGGCAUCGCCACUUCGUUCUACAAUGAACGCGAUGAAGAACUCGCCUUUGAUCUCGUUAAGAUUCUCCUUGAGACCAAUCAGGUUAUCCCCGAUUUCCUGGAGGCUUACCGCCCUGAGAAUAAUGAGAUCAAAUUCGACGAUGAUACCGAUAACGAGGAUGACAGUCAGGGCGAAGAUGAUGUCGCAUCCAACGCGGGGUCCAACUUCAGUGUGAAAUCGGCGAAGUCGGUCAAGUCGAUCAAGUUUGCUGAUCAGGACGAUGACAAGCCUGCGUGGACUGUUGAGGAGCCAGUCCCCGGUGGAGGCGAGGACUGGUAA
Penicillium odoratum is the source of this 1860-nucleotide messenger RNA. RefSeq names its product DEAD/DEAH box helicase. Gene Ontology annotation, cellular component: nucleus. Bases 1 to 1860 code for a protein of 619 amino acids. The record is from RefSeq and is a predicted model, not a curated record. Lineage: Eukaryota; Fungi; Ascomycota; Eurotiomycetes; Eurotiales; Aspergillaceae. Gene Ontology annotation, molecular function: ATP binding; RNA helicase activity; RNA binding. The transcript has 8 exons.